GUUUACCAUGGUUGCUAUUACUAUCCACUUUAGACUCAAAUAAAAAUAAAUCAAAAAAGUAAAAAAAAAAUUUUUUUUUUUUAAAGAAUAUUUCUUAUUUUAGUGCCAUUAACAUCGAAAGAGUCAAUCACUGUACAGACAUAACCAAUGUAUACAUGAAAAAAGUGGAUAUUUAGUAAGUGGUCAUGUUUAGUGCUGCAACGAUUAAUCGAUUAACUCGAGUAUUCGAUUAGAAAAAAAGAUUCGAAUUAAAUUUUGCUGCUUUGAGUAUUCGCUUAAAGUGGUGUAGUAAUGGUUGAUUUUGAAAGUGUUUGCAUUUAGUUUUAUUGAUUUGGGUCGAUACACUGCCUUCUAGCCUGCCUCAUUUCACAUGGCUGAAUCCAGGUGCUCCCUGUGAAGACCAACAUAAGCUACGUUUUUGUUUGAGCUAAUGUUUUUUUAAUGCAUUUGUAAUUUAGUUUAUGGGUAUAUUUAGCCUGUUUUUGUGGGAAUAUGUCUGAACCAUUUGUUAAGAUCACUGUUAAAAAGUUAGCAUUUUAUAGCAUUUGAACUAGCGGACUUUUGCUAUUGUUUUUUUUUUGUUGUUGUUGUACAUAGAUCCUCCUUUAUUUAUUUUUUAUACCGUUCGAGGCUCAGCUCAGGUAAUUUAAUUUUUCAUGUUCCUUAACCGAUCCCUAGUCAUGUUAUAAUGUCAUUGACAGCGAUAGAUGUUAAACUGGGAGAGUCUAGCAGUGAUCGUUUGAAAUUUUCUAUCCCCUAACCAACGGCACACUUCUUUCACACCUAGCUUUUUUUUUCCUCCUCACGCCGCUUUCCAAACAAACCCUAAACAAGUCAUCCGGUGGCCGAGGAGGAGAAGGGGGGAGGGUAGGACUCGACGAGGCGGCGUCCACCGCCGGACUGUGUCCAAUUAGGGUUGAGGGAGUGUUGAAAAGGGGCGUGGCCCGCUAACAUCUGUGCCUGCCCCCCUCCCCAUCCUCUUCUCACUGCAUUCUGCAGGGAAAGGGAGGAGAUAACUCAACGCCAGGCACAAGUUUUGCCGGCUAGCUUGCGCACAUUCGUCACUCAUGAUUGUAAACGCCGCCAAAAAAUUGGACGUUGAGGAUUUAGGAUAAAGGAUAAAGGAAGUGAAGACGCCGGUGAGUGGAUGAUGUGGUGCUAUUGGCUUCAUCAAUCCGUGACCUCCAACUCUGACUGGAACAGUUCGCAGCCGAGUGUGAAGCAGUCGAUAUGAAGAUCAGCACCUUCAGAUCCGAGACCAAAGUCCUAAGGCGGAAAAGAGCUUUCUGACGGAGGCAGAGCGCUGAGGUGGCCGUGACGAGGCCCCCCGAAAGGAGCCUCCGCAACACUACCGGACCGGCCCGGCCCGCCAGGGAGCGCCAUGGCUCCCCGGAAGCGUGGCGGCCGUGGCGGCGGCGGCCUCUCUUUCUUCUUCUGCUGCUUCAACAACAGCGACCACCCAGAGAUCACCUACCGGCUGCGGGAGGACUUUGCCCUGCAGGCCAUGGAGCCGGCGCUGCCCAUGCCAGGUUAUGACGAACUGGACGGGAUGUUUUCGGAGUUGGUGGACGAGCUGGACCUCACCGAGAAGCACAGGGAAGCCAUGUUCGCCCUGCCCGCUGAGAAGAAAUGGCAGAUCUACUGUAGUAAAAAGAAGGAACAAGAGGAGAACAAGAGUGCGACGAGUUGGCCGGAAUACUACAUCGAUCAACUCAACUCCAUGGCAGCUAGAAAGACACUUCUGGCCUUGGAGAAGGAAGAUGAGGAGGAGAGGAAUAAAACCAUUGAGAGUUUGAAGACUGCGCUCAGGACUCAACCAAUGAGGUUCGUGACCCGCUUCAUCGACCUGGACGGUCUGACAUGCAUCCUGAACUUCCUGAAGAGCAUGGACUACGAGACCACCGAGUCUCAGAUCCACACGUCUCUGAUCGGCUGCAUCAAGGCGCUGAUGAACAACUCGCAGGGCCGCGCCCACGUGCUCUCGCACACCGAGAGCAUCAACAUCAUCGCCCAGAGUCUGGCCACAGAGAACGUCAAGACCAAAGUGGCCGUGCUAGAGAUCAUGGGCGCAGUUUGCCUGGUGCCCGGCGGACACCGAAAGAUCUUGGAGGCCAUGCUGCACUACCAGCGAUUCGCCUGCGAGCGGACACGUUUUCAGACGCUUAUAAACGAUCUGGACCGGAGCACGGGGCGCUACAGAGAUGAAGUCAACUUGAAAACGGCCAUCAUGUCCUUUAUUAAUGCAGUGCUAAGUCAAGGCGCAGGAGAGACAAGUCUGGAGUUUCGUAUCCAUCUGCGAUAUGAGUUUUUAAUGCUGGGGAUUCAACCAGUGAUUGAUAAGCUUCGUUCUCAUGAGAAUUCCACGUUAGACAGGCAUUUAGACUACUUCGAAAUGCUUCGGAACGACGAUGAGCUGGCUCUGUCGAAGCGUUUUGAGUCGGUCCACAUCGACACCAAAAGUGCCACCCAAGUGUUCGACCUCAUCCGCAAAAAGAUGAACCACACCGACGCGUACCCCCACUUUAUGUCCGUCCUCCAUCACUGCCUCCUCAUGCCACACAAAAGGAGCGGCAACACAGUGCAGUACUGGCUACUACUGGACCGCAUCGUCCAGCAGAUGGUGCUACAAAACGAUAAAGGUCACGAUCCCGACGUGACGCCGCUGGAGAAUUUCAACGUGAAAAAUGUCGUACGCAUGUUGGUUAAUGAGAACGAGGUGAAACAAUGGAAGGAGCAAGCGGAAAAGAUGCGAAAAGAGCACCACGAGUUGCAGCAGAGGCUGGAGAAGAAGGAGCGCGAGUGCGACGCCAAGACGCAGGAGAAGGAGGACAUGAUGCAGACGCUGAAUAAGAUGAAGGAGAAGCUGGAGAAGGAGAGCGGAGAGCAUAAGAACGUCAAGCAGCAAGUGGCCGAGCUCACCGCGCGAUUGCAUGAACUCAGUCAUAGACAAGCUACAAUGGUCCCUGGCGGCCCCCCCUUCGCCCCCGGCGGCCCCGUGCCCCCUCCGCCCGCGCCUUCUUUCUCGGGGCCGUGCCCGCCUCCCCCACCGCCCCCUAUUGGCGGCGCCGUGCCUCCGCCUCCUCCGCCGCCCCCACCACCAGGGGGGCCUCCGCCCCCGCCGGGUCGCCCGCCCGUGGCCGGCAUCCCCCCGCCGCCCGGGGCCCCACUCGGCCCCUCCUUACAGAAGAAGAACAUCCCGCAGCCUUGCAAUGCAUUAAAAUCCUUCAACUGGUCCAAGUUAGCAGAAAAUAAACUGGAAGGCACCGUUUGGAUGGACGUGGACGACGCCAGAGUUUUUAAAAUACUAGAUCUGGAGGACAUUGAAAAGACCUUUUCAGCGUACCAGAGACAGCAGGACUUCUUUACGAUCAAUAACAGCAAGCAGAAAGAGACGGACGACGACACGCUCGGCUCCAAAAAGGUGAAGGAGUUGUCAGUCAUCGAUGGUCGAAGAGCGCAAAACUGCAAUAUCCUCCUCUCCAGGUUGAAGCUGUCCAAUGAUGAAAUCAAGCGGGCCAUCCUCACCAUGGAUGAGCAAGAGGACCUUCCCAAAGACAUGCUGGAGCAGUUGCUUAAAUUCGUCCCGGAGAAAAGCGACGUGGACCUCCUGGAGGAGCACAAACACGAGCUGGACCGCAUGGCUAAACCCGACCGUUUCCUCUACGAGAUGAGCAGAAUUAACCACUACCAGCAGAGACUGCAGUCUUUAUACUUCAAAAAGAAGUUUGCUGAGAGGAUAGCGGAGAUUAAACCCAAAGUCGAAGCUUUGACGAAAGCCUCCAGAGAGGUUUUGCAAAGCAGGAACCUGAAGCAGCUUUUGGAGGUGGUGCUGGCCUUUGGAAAUUACAUGAACAAAGGCCAGAGGGGCAACGCGUACGGCUUUAAGGUGUCGUCGCUCAACAAGAUCGCCGACACCAAAUCCAGCAUCGACAAGAACAUCAAUCUUCUGCACUACCUGAUCACCAUCCUGGAGAAGAAAUACCCCAAAGUGCUCAAGUUUCAAGGCGACCUCCCGAGUGUCCCCGAAGCGGCCAAAGUCAACAUGACAGAGCUGGAGAAAGACAUCGGGAACCUGCGGAGCGGCUUGAGAAGCGUGGAGAGCGAGCUGGACUACCAGAAGAAACGACCGCAGGAACUGGGUGACAAGUUUGUGUCAGUGGUUAGCCAGUUCAUCACCGUGGCUAGCUUUAGCUUCUCGGACGUGGAGGACUCGCUGACCGAGGCCAAAGAUUUGUUCGUGAAGGCCGUGAAGCACUUUGGCGAAGAUGCUAGCAAGAUGCAGCCCGACGAGUUCUUCGGUAUCUUCGACCAGUUCUUGCAGUCGUUCGGCGAAGCGCAGCAGGAGAACGAGAACAUGCGGAAGCGCAAGGAGGAGGAAGAACGCAGGGCCAAAUUGGAAGCGCAGCUCAAAGAGCAACGGGAUAAGGAGCGCAAGGCGCGCAAAGCCAAGGCUAACGGCGAGGACGACGGCGGCGAGUUCGACGACCUGGUGUCGGCCCUGCGUUCGGGCGAGGUUUUCGACAAGGACCUGUCCAAGAUGAAGCGCAACCGCAAGCGCAUCAACAGUCAAAAUUCGGACGGCGGUCGCGAGCGACCUGUCACCAAGCUCAACUUUUAGGACGCUAUCAACACACAGCGUUAAGGUUUAUUUUUGUUCCUACCCACUUCCUGAAUGGACUUUUUCUGUUCGCACACGCAAACAUUUCAUUUUUAACGGAUUUGCCGUUUAAUUGGAACCACUGAGUUCCAGAUUUUUUUUUCGUAUGUACGAACCAUUCCCCUGAAAAGGACUACAAAAGUGGGGCCAUUUUGUACAAAGUGAUGGGCGGAGACUUGACCUGAACUUUUUUCCCCUCAUCAGAGCUUUAAGUAGCUGAGAAAGCAGCUUCUUUUUUUGUUUUUUUUAAACAGUUUGACACGUGUGCAGCAUUUCUAUAUAUAUCAGAUCACCGUUUGUUAAGAGCUGGCCUUAACUCUUUGAUAUUUACGUCGAGUCGGUACAAUUUGGAGUGUGGACACUUUGAUGACAUACGGUAUAUGUAUUAAAAAAAAAAAAAACGGUUGCGUGCUUGUUCCACUUGCACAUAUAAAGCUGUAGUUAUGCUAAAAUGCCAUUAAAAACAUACCCAAGUCAAUAUUUGUGCUGAGCUUGAACAAAUGUUGAGUUUUUAUUCUUUUGACCUCAAAAUACACAAUAUGUUAGUUUUUCUGAGUCAGAAAAAAUAACUCCCAUGUAGCACAUAUUUUGUUCCCGGGUUCUAAGUAGUAUUUCAUAGUUUGUUUUGUCACAUUGACAUAUAAAAACAUUUAUGGUCACACAUUUGAAAUAAUAUUUUCCACUUUACUGUUGUAGUAUCUAAGGGUUAUAUAUACAGUGCUGGCCAAAAGUAUUGGCACCCCUGCAAUUCUGUCAGAUAAUGCUAAAUUUCUCCCAAAUGAUUGCAAUUACAAAUGCUUCGGUAGUAAUAUCUUCAUUUAUUUUGCUUGCAAUGAAAUAACACAAAAGAGAAUGAAAAAAAAAAAAAUCAUUUUAUACAAAACUCCAAAAAUGGGCCGGACAAAAGUAUUGGCACCCUUUGAAAAAUCAUGUAAUGCGUCUCUAAUUUGUGUAAUUAACAGCACUUGUUACUUACCUGUGGCACAUAACAGGUGCUGGCAAUAACUAAAUCACACGUGCAGCCAGUUAAAAUGGAUUAAAGUUGACUCAACCUCUGUCCUGUGUCCAUGUGUUUACCUCUUGGCAUCAUUUUGGUGGUUGGCCACUCCUUGGGAGAAAAGCAACAGUGCCAGACUCUCUCCAUUUGUAGACAACUUCUCUGUCGAUUGAUGAACAUCCAGACUUUAAGAGAUGGUUUUGUAUCCUUUCCCAGCUUUAUACAAAUCAACAAUCCUUGAUCGCAGGUCUUCAGACAGCUAUUUUGACUGAGCCAUGAUACACAUCAGACAAUGCUUCUCAAGACAUUUCUUACCAGGUGUGUAUUUUAUAGUGGGCAGGGCAGCUUUAAUCCACUCACCAGUAAUUGGGCACACACCUGACUUAAAAUGGUAAAAAUUGGUUUCAAUUGCUCUUUAAGUCUCCUCAGGGAGAGGGUUCCCUUUUUUUUGUCCCUUCUGUAAUUGUUUGCAUGCUAUCUAGGGCUGCAGCUAUCGAUUAUUUUAGUAGUCGAUUAAUCGAUGAACCAUUAGUUCGAAUAAUCGAGUAAUCUGAUAAGGAACAUGAAAAAUUAAAUUACCUUAGCUGAGCAUCAAACGGUAUAAAAAAAUAGGAUCUAGGUACGACAAAAAAAAACAAUUGGCUAACUUAGAUAGCAAAAGUCCGCUAGUUCAACUGCUAUAAAAUGCUAACUUUUUAACAGUGAUCUUAACAAAUGGUUCAGACAUAUAUUCCCACAAAAAUAGGCUAAAUAUAGCUAUAAACAAAAUUACAAAUGCAUUAAAAAAAAUUUUGCUCAAACAAAAACCUUGUUUAUGUUGGUCUUCACAGGAAGCACCUGGAUUCAGCCAUGUGAAAUGAGGCGGGCUAGAAGGCUGUGUAUCGACCCAAAUCAAUAAAACUAAAUGCAAACACUUUCAAAAUCAACCAUUACAACACCACUUUAAUUAAGCGAAUACUCAAAGCAGCAAAAUUUAAUUCGAAUCUUUGUCUAAUCGAAUACUCGAGUUAAACGAUUAAUCGUUGCAGCACUAAUGCUAUCCUCAUUAAAAUAUGAAAACCUACAAAUGUUUGGGUGGUUUUAGUUAAAGCAGACAGUAUAUUUUCAUCCGUGUGAUUUUGACAAAGAACGGAUCACAUUUGAUAGUGAUUUUACGCAGAAAUGUGAGAAAUUCCAAAAGGUUCAGAUACUUUUUCAUACCACUGUAGAUACAUAUGGCGGAAAACACUCAAGUGACUUGAAGUUCCGCUCUGAGACCCCCAAUUUAGCCAACUUUCAAAAUUGUCCGAUAUACAUGUGUGAUACAUCACUGGAAAGCGUAAAAUCUCAAUUUUCUGGGGGAAGAAAAUUUUUGAACAGGAGGGCAUAAAUGUUUUUAAAACAGCAAAACCCUAUCUGGAGGUGAGAGCACGCGAGAGCAGAAUUACAGACGCCAUUACUUUAACGAGAUAUCGCUUACUUACCAUGUUUCGAUCCAAAAACUCCAUGUAGCUUGUAUCACUGAGUGUCAAGACACAGCUGUGAAUGGCCACAGCUGGAUUUUUUGGGGAUUUUAUGGGUGUAAUAUGGCAAUAUAACAAGGGUCGCGAUGCAGAAAUCGCAGACAUCAAGGAGUGGUCGAGAUUUUCUUUUUCAUAUAUAUUCCCUUUUAAACGUAAAAAAAAUGUUUUUUUUUGUUUGGAUCGAUUAUCUAACAUAUUGGAGAAAAAGUGGCAGUAACAAAAAAAAAAAAAAAAAAAUACAAUUACGGUGAUAGUUAUGAGGUAGAUAUCCGUAACUUUUUUACAGACGCCCUUUUUUCCAUUGAGAAUUUGUUUAAAAGUUUAAAAUAUGUGAGUGAAUAAUUUUUAAAGUCGUUUUUUUUUCUUAAACGAAAUAUUAGACAUCAAUUAAUGAUUUUAAGCUAAAAAUGACAUUUUGAACAAUGAAUCUAAUUAAUCUGUUUUAUGGCUGGGUUGAAUGAAAGCGGUUGCACGACGUCUGUAAACGGGGGUUUUCAGGGUAAAACGGACAAAUUAAAAAUAGUUUGGGGGCUUGAUGCGCCAUGAAUCUGCUAUGGCAGCAUAUAGACAUAUUGUUCUGCCAAACACAACAGUUGUUUUGGCUUAAAAUACAUCUUUCUUUUAAUGAGGAGUGUUCAGCCUUGUCUGUGUUUUCUGCCACAUACAUGUAAAUACAUACAGGCCUAUAUGUCUUUUAAUUUUUUGCGGCUCCAGACAUGUUUUUUUUUUUUUUUAGGUCCAAAUGGCUCUUUCAACAUACUAGGUUGCUGACCCCUGGACAAGAACAAAGUUGAAAAAAAAUCAUUAUGCUACGUUUAUUUAUUCACUUAUUUUCCUUUUUGUUAAUAUGUAUCAAAAUUAACAAACGUGGAAAUAUUUGUAAAUUCCAGGCACUAUAACUGCUAUUACACAUAUUUACAUACGUAUUUUUUUAAAUGCAUCAUAAAAGCAUUGCAGAAAUGCAUUUCAUCACGUAAAUGAUUUUGCU
Molecule: messenger RNA, 8144 nt
Organism: Corythoichthys intestinalis (scribbled pipefish)
Lineage: Eukaryota; Metazoa; Chordata; Actinopteri; Syngnathiformes; Syngnathidae
Product: disheveled-associated activator of morphogenesis 1-like
Exons: 26
Coding region: 1382-4618 (1078 amino acids)
Biological process (GO): actin cytoskeleton organization
Cellular component (GO): stress fiber
Molecular function (GO): small GTPase binding; actin binding
Source: RefSeq, a predicted model, not a curated record